Lepus europaeus (European hare) is the source of this 2654-nucleotide messenger RNA. RefSeq names its product F-box protein 7 (gene FBXO7). Gene Ontology annotation, biological process: positive regulation of autophagy of mitochondrion; autophagy of mitochondrion. Gene Ontology annotation, molecular function: protein kinase binding. The transcript is spliced from 9 exons. NCBI's taxonomy places the organism in Eukaryota, Metazoa, Chordata, Mammalia, Lagomorpha, Leporidae. Bases 1029 to 2339 code for a protein of 436 amino acids. The record is from RefSeq and is a predicted model, not a curated record.
UGCUGUGUUUGCUGUUUGUUUAUUGUUGCCAACGCUGGCCUUCGCCGGGGCCCUGGGCCGCCCGCGGUUUGGAGGCGGGGAAGCUGGGACGGGCUCCCGUUCCGUUGACGGGGCCGCAGGGGAAGCCGCGUUCCGGGAACCGAGCUCUGGGAGCCUGGGGCCGUGGAGGGUGGCACCGUUCUCAGCUGGGCGUGUGGGAUUGCGCUAAGAAAGAAACAGAAGAGUUGCUCCUUGGAGCUCUGUAAGGGAAAUCCUCGAAAGAAAACUUUCCUGUUCGUGGGCUCCAGCUGUAAGACUCUUAGAAGCUUUCGCUUCUUUAAAGAAUUCAGGAAAAUGAGGCCAUAUUAAAUGCUUCUCAUUUUUCAGCCUAAACGUUAUUAGAUUAAAAGUAAGCGUGUUUUCUUCCAGAUGAAACAAGCAAAAAAAAAGAAAAAAAAAAAGAAAGAAAACAUCCUAAAAAUUAGGGUGCUGACAUAACUUUUUAGACGUAGUGAGUACGUGCCUACGGUUUUACAUGCUGGCAUUGUUACCUCACCAUGAAUUUUCAAAAUUAACUUCUUUGAUGGGGUUUCCACUUGGGUAAGUACGUACGUACGUACGUGUGCAUCUCAUUACUGUUUUUUAAUGAGCACCGUUCUGAAAGGAUGUGAAACCCAAUAUGAUUGUUUGCCCAAGAGCCCAAGUUGGUUUCUCUUUUGGGUUUGUUUUUGCAGUUCAGACUGGUUAAGUGGAACGAGUUUUAAGUUUCAGCUUUGAAAGUAAGCUCAUUUUUUUCUGUGAGUAUGUUCAUUUUGUAAUAAACAGGUAGUUUUAAAAUGUGUCCCUAUGACAUUUUUAUUUGUAAAGUGUCUUUACUAAGCACUUGCAUCAAGGAUUGCUAUAAAACAUUUUUGAAAAGCCUGGCAUUCCUAGAAUUCCAUUUUUCUGGUGAAGUUACCCAGCCCCUGCACCAAUUUCAGAAACUGAAACCUUCAAGGAACUACAUGUUACUCUAGAAGUAAGAGGGUGUUUCAGAAUUUCCUGAGAAAAUGGAACUAAAAUAUUCAGAGAAUUCCUCAGUCCAGAAUAAUGACCACCCCUCUUUGGCCGCCAGCUCCAGUCAGGCCAGCCAGCCCGAUGAACAACUGCGCGAUUCAUUCCAAGAACAGGCAGCUCAGUCUGACGUCUGGCAUGAUGACGGCAUGGCAGGGCCUAGUCAGAAUGUGGAAGCUGAAUCAAUUCCAGAUGUUGUGGAUGUGGAAGAGGGCACGGGCUUCUGUCCCUCAGAACCGAUGCUGUGCAGCGAAGCCGUGGAGGGGCAGGUGCCGCACUCGCUGGAGGCCCUGCAUCAGUCAGCUGACUGCUCGAACGCCAGCGAUGCCUUGAUCGUGUUGCUGCAUCUUCUCAUGUUGGAGUCAGGGUACAUACCUCAGGGGACCGAAGUCAAAGCCCUGUCCAUGCCGGAGCAGUGGAAGGCGAGUGGUGUGUACAGGCUGCGGUACACGCACCCCCUCUGUGAGGGAGGCUCUGCUGCGCUCACCUGCGUGCCUCUGGGAAACCUCGUCGUCGUGAACGCUACUCUAAAAAUCAACAAUGAGAUUAAAAGUGUGAAAAGAUUGCAGCUCCUGCCAGAAUCUUUUGUUUGCAUGGGAGAACCAGGGGAAAAUGCAGCCAAGAUAUACAGAGAUCUUCAGAAGCUCUCCCGCCUCUUCAAAGACCAGCUGGUGUAUCCUCUUCUGGCUUUUACUCGGCAAGCGCUGAACCUGCCGGACGUGUUUGGGUUGGUGGUCCUCCCGCUGGAGCUGAAACUGCGCAUCUUCCGACUUCUGGAUGUUCGUUCCGUCCUGUCUUUGUCCGCAGUUUGUCACGAUCUCUUCAUUGCUUCAAAUGACCCACUGCUGUGGAGGUGUUUGUAUCUGCGGGACUUCCGAGAUGGUACUGUCAGAGUACGAGACACAGAUUGGAAAGAACUGUACAGGAGGAAGCACAAGCAAAGGAAAGAAGCCCAGAAAGGGCGGUACGUGAUGUUCCUGCCGUCGUCCCCCCACCCCAUCCCGUACUACCCCAACCCCUUGCACCCCAGACCCUUUCCUUCCGGCUCCCUUCUUCCUCCGGGAAUCAUCGGUGGUGAAUACGACCAAAGAAUAAUACUUCCCUACGUUGGAGAUCCCAUCAAUUCACUCAUCCCUGGGCCUGGGGAGACACCUGGCCAGUUCCCUCCUCUCAGACCGCGAUUUGAUCCAGUUGGCCCACUUCCGGGACCCAACCCCAUCUUGCCAGGGCGAGGUGGACCCAGUGACAGAUUUCCCUUCAGACCUGGCAGGGGUCGGUCCACUGACAGCCGUCUGCCAUUCAUGUGAUUGCUUUAUAAUCUCACGUGUGGAGCCCGAUUGGUGUUUUGGUUUGUUAGAACGACAGGUGUCAUCUCCUUGGGGUGCUGAUGUCUAGUGGUAGUGUUUGCACUCUCAGAAACCUCUCAGUAGAUGGGUUUCUAGCUCCAGGCACGGAGUGGCCCGCGGCUUGUUCUGCAGCAGGGUUGACCUUGGGGAUAGUUGGCUCCUGAUUUCCCUGCUCUGGAUUCUCCAGUAGACUGAGGUUGUGUAUGGAUGAUGUCGUGCACCGGAUUAAAAAGAAAUGUAAACUGCACAACAGCUUUGACUUUUAUUACAGAAAGA